Molecule: messenger RNA, 1917 nt
Organism: Canariomyces notabilis
Lineage: Eukaryota; Fungi; Ascomycota; Sordariomycetes; Sordariales; Chaetomiaceae
Exons: 3
Coding region: 1-1917 (638 amino acids)
Biological process (GO): protein polyubiquitination
Molecular function (GO): ubiquitin protein ligase activity; metal ion binding
Source: RefSeq, a predicted model, not a curated record
AUGGCUACCUCACAUCCCAGUGAGCAUCGUCACUUGCGAAGUGGCAGCCUAAACAUCCAACCUCACAGUGGCCGCGGUGGUGCAAUGAUUAACGCACUGCCUGGCGCCCAUCAUCGAUUUGACGGGCCUAGGAGCCCGCCUAACACAUCGCAUGUGCCCUGCAAAUUCUUCCGUCAGGGCGCGUGUCAAGCAGGCAACGCCUGCCCCUUCAGUCACGACCUCUCUGCGGCCUCGGAGAAUGUGUGCAAGUAUUUCGCAAAAGGCAACUGCAAGUUCGGUCCGAAGUGCGCAAACAUCCACGUGCUGCCCGACGGGCGCCGCAUCAACUACGGAAAGAAUGGUGUGACUAUUGGAGCUCCACUCGGAGUUGCCCUCGGCGCUCGCGUCAACCCCACGACAUAUCAUCAGCCGUCGAACAGCGCGUUGACGAACUCGUUCCUACGCGCCGAUGCAUACCCGGCACCUGCCCCUUACCCUUUGCAAGAUGACCGAUACAUUCACCAGCUGGGCCGCCAACCGAGCAUGGAGAACGGCCUGCCCACGAUAGACACGACUUGCAGCUCAAACCCCACCUCAGUCUACGGGUCGCCUCGGGACGACGACGCCAACCGUCUCGGGCUUGGUCUUUCUCCCGUCAAGGGACUCUCAGUUCUGGACGCCCCGCUCCCUGCUUCCUUCGACAGCAACGGCAUCUCGCUUGCCGCCCGGUACGGGCCUUGGCCAUCGUCCAUGCCAUCCAAGUUUGGCCUCGAAUCGCCGUCGCCGUCGCUGAACGCAGCACGAGACGGGCGUACCUCAGAGACACUCAAGCUCUUGCACACAUCUGCCUUUGGCAGCAGCGAACACUUGUCGUCGUCGGCCAUUGGCACAAGCGAGACGAAUGGAUUCGGGAGCAGCCCACCUGUGGGCGGGGCCUCCGGGCUCAGCUCAGGCCUGGGAAGCGACGAGUAUUUCGGGAAACGCGCCAUGCACAGCAGCUCGCUCCGGUACACGAAGCCGCGCCUCAUAAGCAGCAGCGCGCCUAAGAUCGACCGCGAUUGGGAGACUGAGUUCUUGUUCGAGGAGGAUUAUGUGCCAGGCUCUCUGGCUAAUGAGGUGCUUACACCGGCCGAGAAAGCGAGGAGAGGAUCAACGACAAACACUUUGCGGCCAAUGGACAGCCUGGAGCCGGGGGUUGAGUCGGCUCCCAUUGGGUCCGCAAAGUUUGGAAGCCCAAGCAUGUCCGCAAGCCCGAGUCGAUGGGGCCCGCUCUGGCAGCGGCAGCAGAAGGAUGAAGACGCGUUUCUUGACGCCCCCGGCUCAGGUCGGCAAAUAAAACACGCCUCGGCUUUCGGCCAUGUGGGGAGCCCGUUAAGGAACUCCAGCCUGGCGACUGCGAUUUCCGCUGAGCUAAACGGCGAUUCAAACAGCAACCCCACGGGCAGACAAGCAGCUAGCGGCAGCGAGUCCCUCUCCGUUCUCGCCCAGCAGCUCCGGGAGACAAGGCUAGGGGAUGGGGCGCCGCGUUCGAGCCCUGCACGGAACGGUAGCGCCACCGCCAACGGACAGAGCUCAGCAGCAGGAGGAGCAGCGGGCGUGAUCGGGAAAGAACGGGAGAAAGAGGCGCAGCGUGGAUUGGAACGGCACAUCAGCAGCGCGUCGAUCAGUUCGAGCGUAACGGGACGGUUCACCACCCCGAUCGACGAAGAGGACCCGUCGUUUGUGUUUAGCAUGGAGGAAGAGGACGAUGCCGCGCAGACGCGCGCAAGGAAGCGGGUAUCCGGCGGUGCGGGGGGCCAUCCGCUUAGCACUGCGUGGACCUAUGCCAAUGCUGCUACCGGCAGUAGGGAGAAUAAUACCUCGGGCACAACGAACGGCGGCAGCGGCACCAAACCACGAGCAGCAGGGAGCAGCGCGGUCGAGUCGACUGGGAGAUGA